Messenger RNA from Cyclocybe aegerita, 1932 nucleotides. NCBI's taxonomy places the organism in Eukaryota, Fungi, Basidiomycota, Agaricomycetes, Agaricales, Hemipholiotaceae. The record is from the annotation of a GenBank genome assembly.
AUGACACCAACGCUACUCAGCCGCUCGAACUCCAAGGCCAGCAGCAGAGCUGGGAAACUGAUCGAGUAUGGAACCGAAGGAGGGGCAAGGUUCCUCGAGGUCGUCGUUGCCAUCUCAGACCUGACGCCGGUACCGUAUUUGAAGGCCGCCGCUGGUACGACGCUCAAAAUACUUGACACGGUACAGUUGGUCCGGGAGAACAAGUCCGAAUUUGAGCGGCUGGCUCGAGAUGCCGAAGACUUCAUAGCGGUGGUCUACCAGUCGUGGCAAAGAUCAGGAGGCACUAUCGCUACCUGGUCGGAGGAGAAGGUUAACGUUGUGAAGGAUCUGGUAUCUACACUGGAAGAGAUUUUGACAUCCGCCAUGGAGCACUCGAAACGGGCCAUUUGGAAGCGCACGAUCUCCAGCAGAGUCGAUUUAGGAUCAAUUAAACAGUAUCGAGAGCGUCUUCUCUUUGCUGUUUCCAAAUUUGAGGUUGCGUGCCACCUGUCUGUGGAGGAAAAGAUCGACCAGCUACAGGUGCUACAAAUUCAAAUGAUGCAAGGGAAUGCUCAAGGUCAACGUCUCCUGCGAGAGAAUAACGAAUUAAUGAGGUGCAUUGGCUCAAGCGACACUCAGCAGGGAAAUCAAGUUCACGGUUCAGAACCAUACGUUUCAAUGGCCUCUUCGGCGAUAGGAAAUGGGUGGCCUGGAAAAGUUCUCUCGCGCUACAUACCAGAGGCUAUUCUGUCGCAACCAAUGAAGAUCCAGAGCCAGAAACUUCGUCCACGCGCUCCUUCUCCAUUAUAUCUAGGUCCGUCGUUGUCAGCUCCUCAAUACUCUUUACAAUACUCCACGAGCUCAGCAACGUUCGGACCAUUAUGGACGAAGGAGGUCGAAAAUGAAGGUAUUCGCAGGAGCUCCAGUUUGCGGUCGAGGAGUCAAGAUCAAAGGGCGGCACAUAAUCAGACGUUAGGCAAUCGCGACAUGGCAAAAUCCGCAGAUGCCUUGACAUAUAUUUCGAGAUCGGUUGAUUCACCUAUUCGAAGGGCCGCACCGCCAUCAUCCCUUCGUGUCAACAUUUAUUCUGAAUCAAGCUAUGGGGCGCCUCCUCAUGCAUCAAAUUCGUCGCCGCCACAAGGGCAAUUCAGCGAGGAUGAAGAUUCGGAUUCCAGCCUGAGCGACGAAGAACUGGAAUAUCAUAUGGAAGUCGAGGACUGGUCUUCGCCUGCAGCAGUUGCACAUUAUCUUCCUCCCUCGCCGUCUCUUUAUCCCUCCCACGACAGCGCCUCGGAUGCUGACUCGCUCCAGGUCCCUGGCCUUGGCGUUCAUCGAAAGCACUCAAAUCAUGGCGCAGUCCGUGGCCGUUCUCUUGCAACAGGCUGGGGUUCUCGAUUCGAACAGGGCUAUGACCGCGGGGUGGUGCAACGACAGAAAUCCACACCUUUUCGCCUACCGUCCGAGUCUUCAACUGCGACCGCUCCUUCACCUUCUAUGAAUCGCCAUGGACUAUCCGAAUCUAGCCCAGGCCCACUCACGCCACCAAGGUUCGAUUCGUCAUCUGUCUUCGACGAUGACUUCGAAUACUCCUCCGACCUAGAAGAGAACGAUGGCCAUUAUGACGAAGAGGACGGCCCUCCUACAGAGGGUCCACAACCCCCACGCCAAGCGAUGACAACUUCUCUUCAUCGCCGGUCAUCUUCCUCCUCGUCUGCCCUGUCCUAUAUGUCAUACCAUACGUGGCGGGACGAGGUUAAGCAACUCCAGCCCUCUUCCACCCCAAGCCACAGCCAUAGCCGGAAGUCUGGAUCGCAAACUAACUCCCCCUAUCAAAUAUGGACUCCACCAGAUGGGACCCCCAGAACAAGCGCGGAAGACCUUUUGCUCUCCUCGUUGAAGUAUCGCCGCCUUCAAGCUUCCCACCCCAACAAGUCUAUGCCCAACUUCCAAUAG